Molecule: messenger RNA, 602 nt
Organism: Musca domestica (house fly)
Lineage: Eukaryota; Metazoa; Arthropoda; Insecta; Diptera; Muscidae
Exons: 4
Coding region: 55-525 (156 amino acids)
Source: RefSeq, a predicted model, not a curated record
CAAAAAAAUAUUAUAUUUCAAUUCUUAUCAAACAAAAAAUUUCGCACAAAAAAUAUGAAUACUCUUACAAAACAGAAUUUAAUAAUUGGCUUAUCUGCAUUGUCGUUUUGCGUUGCAAUAGUUUUAAAGGAAUUUGAAAAUCGCAAAAUAUUGAAAGAAUCAUCUUUCAACCACAAUACCCCGAAUGAUGAUGAUGAUGACCAAGUGGCUCUAAAGAUAGCUAUAUGCUCUGGAGCAAUCAUUGUUUGUCUUCUGCAAAUCUGGGGUACUUUAAGGCAUCCACUGGCCUUGAUACCCUUUAUUCCAUGCAUCAUUUGGGCAAUAGGUUACACGGUACUGAACAAUACAUUUAAUUUCAUGUGGAUGCGGUAUGACCACUUUCCAUUCAUAUUGAGUAAUGUGUUGGUUGUUGGAAUGGAAGUCCUUGCCUUAUACACAACAUGCUCUUUCGUUCGUCAUCUGUGGAAUGAAAAGAAGAAAAAGUCAGUGGAAAAACAAAAUCCGAAUUACUAUGACAAGGUGUGAAUUUUUCAUUUCCGAGAGCCUUGGAGAGAACUUUGAAACGAAUCAACGAACAAAAAUUAAAGGAAUAAAUUGAAAAA